Molecule: messenger RNA, 1180 nt
Organism: Manihot esculenta (cassava)
Lineage: Eukaryota; Viridiplantae; Streptophyta; Magnoliopsida; Malpighiales; Euphorbiaceae
Product: B-cell receptor-associated protein 31
Exons: 2
Coding region: 205-861 (218 amino acids)
Biological process (GO): endoplasmic reticulum to Golgi vesicle-mediated transport; intracellular protein transport
Cellular component (GO): endoplasmic reticulum membrane; endoplasmic reticulum
Source: RefSeq, a predicted model, not a curated record
UGAAGCAGAGUCGCCAAAUUGAUGCUAAGAAACUGCAGGCCUCCUCUUUCAUUUGUUCAUUUUAUUUCCUUUGUUUGAUCUCUUCAAUUGUUCUCUGCGCCACAUUCAUUACUAUAACCUCAUUCAAGCUUACAUUCUCCAACAUCCCUUUUCUUUGAAAUCUUAACUGUCCCUCUCUCUCGGAAUACACAAAGGGACAAACAAAUGAUUCAGCUACUGUAUACUCUGUUAUUCUCCGAGAUGGCAUUCAUAAUGGUGCUUUUGUUCAAGUCCCCAUUAAGGAAGUUAGUGUUGAUGGGUCUGGAUCGGGUCAAGCGAGGUCACGGCCCAAUCAUGGUAAAGACGGUGGCGGGAACGGUAUUUGUGGUGUUGAUGUCAAGUGUGUAUAGCAUCAUGAAAAUCCAGAAGCGUUCGAUCGAUGAGGGUUCUGUCAAUCCAACGGACCAGGUUCUCAUGGCUAAGAAUCUUCUUGAGGCCACUCUCAUGGGAUCCUCUCUUUUCCUUGGACUGAUGAUAGACAGACUGCAUCAUUAUAUCAGAGAACUUCGCAUACGGCGGAAGAGCAUGGAGGCUGUAAAGAAACAAAAUCAAGUUUUUGAGGAUGGAAAAGUUAAGGAGAGCAAAGCCCUAGAAAAAGAGGUGACCACACUGCAAGCAAAACUUAAGCAGGUAGAAUCAGAACUGGAGGUGAAGACAAAAGAGGCUCAUGCUUCAGAAGCAAAUGCAGUAGCUCUGAGGAAGCAAUCUGAAGGAUUUCUUUUGGAGUAUGAUCGCUUACUUGAGGAGAACCAAACCCUACGCAACCAACUGCAAUUUUUGGACUUGAGAUUAUCACGUUCAGGUAGUAAGAAGAAUACUUGAGGAACUGAAUACCUCCAUUAAAUAGUUUUCAAACUCCUUUUCUAUUUUAUACUACGUAUCUGAAAAUUUUCAAAGUGCGUUUGUUUAUUGUGGUCUGCAUUGUUGUUAAGUGUGUAAAAAAAAAAAGGACAAAUACAACAGGAGAGAAGGAAAGAGAAAUAGGUGUUCAUUUUCGUUGUUCAAUUCAAGUAGACUUCAUGCUGAUGUAGAAUUGUUAAUAGUGUCUUGAAGAAAUGUGGUACGUUGUGAGGGCAACUUAAGACCACUUCUUAUAACUUCUAAGAGAAUGCAGUCAGGAAUGGCCAUUCCUGUUUAUUUU